GUUUCAACCCGCUGUAUCUUGCCUUAUUCUGUUAUUACUCAGUUACUCCUACCGUCUUCUGUAGCUGUAUUAUACGGAUCACUGUUUCUCUUCACCUUUCGGUUUGAUAUUUUCUUCGUCGAGUCUCGCUACGCUCUACACUAAAUUCAACAAUGAGUUCCGAUGCGGAUAUGGAGGAUUACGGUUUUGAGUACUCCGACGAGGAGCCUGAAGAGCAGGACGUCGAUAUUGAGAAUCAAUAUUACAACUCCAAAGGCCUGGUUGAAUCGGAUCCAGAAGCAGCACUUGAGGGUUUUGCUGAAGUAGUUAGGAUGGAACCUGAGAAAGCUGAUUGGACAGAGGGUUGGAUUGCUUGAGAGAUUAAGGAAAACAUAUAUGUGAACAUCUUUUAUGGGAUCUAUUCUGCAGGAGGCUAAUUCUCGUAGUAUUAUGAAUAGGCUUUACCUCGAAUUCAUUUUCUAUGUCAUCCCUUAAAGAUUGCUUGUAUUGAUGAUGGAGUUUGCACCAGUUAAGUUAGUCCUUAAGGGAUUUAAAGCCUUAAAACAAACUGUUAAGCUGUACUAUAAGCUGGGGAAAUACAAAGAAAUGAUGGAUGCUUACAGAGAAAUGCUGACUUAUAUUAAAUCAGCGGUAACACGUAAUUACAGUGAAAAGUGUAUAAACAAUAUUAUGGAUUUUGUUUCUGGAUCAGCUAGUCAGAACUUCAGCCUCCUCCAAGAGUUCUACCAAACAACACUGAAGGCUCUUGAAGAAUCAAAGAAUGAGAGGUUGUGGUUCAAGACAAAUCUAAAGCUUUGCAAAAUUUGGUUUGACAUGGGUGAAUAUGGGAGGAUGAGCAAGAUUUUGAAAGAGCUCCAUAAGUCUUGUCAAAAAGAAGAUGGCUCUGAUGAUCAGAAGAAAGGAACACACUUAUUGGAGGUAUAUGCAAUUGAGAUCCAAAUGUACACCGAAACUAAGAACAACAAGAAACUGAAGGAAUUAUACCAGAAAGCACUGUCUAUAAAGUCAGCAAUUCCUCACCCACGAAUUAUGGGAAUCAUUCGCGAAUGUGGAGGUAAAAUGCAUAUGGCUGAGCGACAAUGGGCAGAUGCAGCUACGGACUUCUUUGAAGCUUUUAAAAACUAUGAUGAAGCUGGAAACCAGCGGCGUAUCCAAUGUCUAAAAUACUUAGUAUUGGCUAAUAUGCUGAUGGAGUCUGAGGUCAACCCUUUUGAUGGCCAAGAAGCAAAACCAUAUAAAAAUGAUCCUGAGAUAUUGGCAAUGACAAACUUGAUAGCAGCAUAUCAACGAAAUGAGAUCCUGGAGUUUGAAAAAAUUCUGAAGAGUAAUAGAAGGACAAUAAUGGAUGAUCCUUUUAUACGAAAUUACAUUGAAGAUCUUAUGAGGAAUGUGAGGACUCAAGUAUUGCUCAAACUGAUCAAGCCUUACACAAGAAUUCGGAUCCCUUUCAUAUCCAAGGAACUUAAUGUACCUGAGAAAGAUGUGGAGGAGCUGUUGGUCUCGCUAAUAUUGGAUAAUCGUAUACAAGGGCACAUUGAUCAGGUGAACCGGCUCCUAGAACGUGGUGACAGGUCAAAGGGGAUGAAGAAAUACACUGCCGUGGAUAAGUGGAACACACAGCUUAGGUCCCUCUAUCAGACCGUUAGUAACCGAGUGUGUUAGUUUUUGAGAUUUUUUGUGAGUAUAUCCUAUCUGAAAAUGUCACUCCUGGAAAAAACAAUAGAUUACAAACAUUAUGUUUACUUUUGCACCGAAGAUGUUCAUGGGUAGUGGAGAAGUGUCCAUUUACAGAGAUGUUGGCUCAAAUCUAGUUUAAAUGUUUUUGACAAAUUUGCUUACCAAACAACUUAAAAAGUUAGAAGGUACUUCAUCAUUA
Ipomoea nil (Japanese morning glory) is the source of this 1876-nucleotide messenger RNA. Its product is annotated as COP9 signalosome complex subunit 2. The transcript is spliced from 13 exons. The coding region runs from base 490 to 1662 and encodes 390 amino acids. Gene Ontology annotation, biological process: protein deneddylation. The record is from RefSeq and is a predicted model, not a curated record. Gene Ontology annotation, cellular component: COP9 signalosome. NCBI's taxonomy places the organism in Eukaryota, Viridiplantae, Streptophyta, Magnoliopsida, Solanales, Convolvulaceae.